GUGGUGUCAUAGAGAAAUAUUCGUGAUCGUACAACUCGCAGAAAAACUUAUUCCAAAUGAUGAAUUUUACUUCUUAUAUUAACUAUGUAUUACAUUCUUAAAAAUAUGGUAGUGUUGUGCGGUAACUUGGUACAAAUAUAACAAGGAAAUAUUAGUUAAAAUAACUCAUUAUGAACUGUCAUCAAGUACUUAGUGGUGCCUGUAAUUCAGGAGAUCAAUGUUUUGCUGUUGGUUCAGUCGAAGGGAUACCUUUUACUGCAUAUGCAGCAGGAUGUAAUAUAGUGAUACUUGCUUCAAACUUUGAACGUGUUCAAAUAAUACCUGGUGCCAUCCAUGGCUAUGUUCGUAUUAGCUCUCUUGACUGCAGCACUGAUACCGGAAAAAUUGCCGCAGCAUAUGGUGCAGAAGUGUGUAUUUUUGAACCAACACCUCUAAUACAUACGGCUGCCACUACUCAUGGCCUAGAAUAUCGGUGGGUGCAAACAGGCAAACUGGUGGCGGAUGGUCCGAUCACUGCUCUUUCAUGGAACCUAGAAGGCACGCGGCUCCUUACCGGAGGCAAGAUCCUACAACUAUGGCACCAAGCAUCGCUAUAUCAGGACGACAGUCAACCAAGCUCAGGCGUCACAUUCCAAAUAGGUGGAGAUAAAGAUGAAAAAAUAAAGCCUCCCGAAGAGGAAGAGCCUGAUUGGAUAUGUGUAUGGCAAUGUCACACAGCGACGCCUGCGCACCAUCUCGCGUUCUCUCCGGACGGCGUGCUGUUCGCCACCUCCGGCGUCAACGAUAGGCUCGUCAAGAUAUGGUAUCAAAAUAAAGUAUUAGUUCAAGCGAAUAGCGAACACAACCCACCCGAUCUGAACUACACGUUCAUUUACGUAGCACACCCGCGGGCCGUCACACAUCUGUCAUGGCGAAAAACCAGCAAGUAUAUGCCCAAGGGCAGCGUAGGCAACGUGUUAGUGACGUCAUGCGUGGACAACAUCUGCCGCGUGUGGGCGGAGACGCUUCUCCCGGAGGACGAGUGGGGUGGCUGCGUCACCGCGCACGCGCGCUCCCCGCCGCGCCGACAGCGCGCCACGCACCGACACAAGCACCGCUUUAUGCAGCGCUUGAAGCACAUGAAAACAUGUUUCCACAUCCGGCGGACGGCGCAGUCGUCGAAGCAGCCGGGAGCGCCGAUACCCACGCUCCCCUCCACGUACAGUGCGCACGAUUUUCAUAAUCCCUCCCACACUACGUCCUACACCGGAGGUCUCCAUUUUCAUCUAGCGGCAUCUAUCAACGCGGAAACCGACAUCCCGCUUGUACCGUCGCUUGCUGGCGGCGGUCGCUUCAUAUUGCACUGGUUACACAAUAAGGAGAUGCACUUCACGAGCCAAGCUGAGGCGAUACUACACGAUCUUACUAAAAAAAUUUUAGAUAAAGAAGAAACGGAUGAGGGAGGUUCUGGGUCAGAACACACAACACAUCCGGAUGGAGAGAAUGAAACAACUAGUGGCAACCACAGUCACCCCAGCUUAUCCAACACAACAUCUAUAAACUCGAUAGCGACGGACGUCACAUGUACGCAUCUACCAGAUUCGCUUGAUGCUAAAAUAGAGGCCCUGCUGCGGGACUGGCACCAGAGUCCAGAUUUAUUGUUUUCUAUACAUCCCGUCGACGGCAGCUUCCUCAUAUGGGUGUGCGAGUGGCUGGACGAGCUGCAGGCGGGCGCCAUCCGGCAGGCGCAGGUGUCGUUCUCGGCGCGCAUCCCGUCCGCCUUCCCGCUGGGCGACGCCACCACCAUGUGCACGCCGGCCGCGCUGUACCACGCCGCCGCGCAGCCGCUCUACGUGCGCCACCGCACCAAGCCCGUGUCGCCCGGUCAACCUCAAGGCGAAACUGUUACGACACCCCUAGCGAGCGUACAAGAAGAAAAAGAGGAAACGGAGUGGCCACAGGGCGACGACAAAGCUACCCAACAGGACAACAGUACGCGAGAGGAGCAUAAUAAUGAAAUGAAAAGAAAAUCAAGUGUCGCUACAGAAGAAAACAAUGAAAAUCAAGAGGGAGACGUUUUGGAGUCUGCGCCCGUCAUCUCAAUGGUGACGAAUCACACUAAUGGAACAUUGAACUUGUGGCAAUUAACAUUCGAUGACAAAUCGAAAUUUUCACAGGUGCUAUCAAUCGGACACGCUUCUAGAGCAUCCGGACAUAGAUUUAGAGUUAACGACAUCACAUGCCAUCCAGUAUUACCAUUAUUACUUACUACAAGUCACCACAAUAUAUCAGACAACGAGCGCGACACGGCGGGCGCGGACGUGGACGCGGCGGCGGGCGGGCUGUGCUCGGAGCUCAUCAUGUGGCGCGUGGAGUGCGUGGGCCCGCUGGGCAAGUCGGGCGGCGUGGCCGAGCUGGCGCGCGUCAACUCGCCGCACCUGUCCGCCUUCAGCAACGUGGCCUGGCUGCCUACGCUGCUGCCGAGCACUACACUUGGAAAUUUGUCAAAUUCUCCUUCCGCCUGUUUCGUGGCCAGUGACGGUGAAAGCUUAAGACUGUUUCAAGCGGUUAUCGAUGCGCGGACGUUACUAGCUGAGAUCGCUACCUCGGAAAGGCGCCAUAAAGAUGUACUGCAUCACGACACCAUGUCGAUGUCGUCGGAUUCAACGAUCGAAGACGGCGGAGUGCCUCUGCACGACCGCAUCAAGAUCGUGUCCCAGCAGUCCACGGCGCGACCCGGCGCCAUUAUCCAGCUGCACGCCAUCGCCGACGCGACACACGACUGGCACAACACACAACUGUUGCACGUGUUUCAAGAGCAAUUAAUUACCGGUGAACGAACAACAAGCGAUACAGAAAGUUCGGAUUCAGGCGUAGAAGGUCCUGAAGUCAACACAAUCACAGAAGCUGGUUUAGAAGCAAUAGUAGAUUUGAGAAAGGCUGCGGUUUUCAAUGAACCGUUUUAUAUCGUUGUCUUAGAAAGAACUGAUGGUGGCUCUACGGUACAUAUGUGGAGACUUACUGUAUCUUCCCAGGCUGAUCCUUCUGAUGAUUUUACAAAUAGUAUGAUGUACGUGCCGGAUAGUGCCCUAGUGCAAGAGGAAGAAGGAGAAUCUAGAAAGAAUUCUGUGUCAAUGGAUACAGACCGACCUGCUGCACCCGCUGUUAAUUCACACCUCUCUAUCACAACUAAAAAGGUAUGCGAGUGUCCGCUGUCGCUGCCCGAUGGCGUUGAUGUAAUUCACGCAACUCCUGCUGCAGGACAUCUGAGUUCAGCCUCUAUUUAUCCAGCCUGUUUAGCGCCAUACAUACUAGCCACGGCUUGUUCCGACAGCACCUUAAGGUUUUGGAAAUGUAACGUUAGUAAAAAGGAAAACGACGAUUUCGAGUACACGUGGAAGGAGUGGGAAAUGAUGAACAAGGAUCAAGAGUCUACCAUAGACAUUCCAGGUCAGCCGCUGCACAUCAGCGCGGCGUACUCGGGCCGCAUCGCGUGCGCGUACAAGUGCGGGCGCUCCUUCACGCGGCCGCGCGCGCCCGGCGGCGCCGCGCCCGACGCGCGCUUCGUCAACCUGUGCGUGUGCGUCUACGAGUGCGAGAGCACGGGCGGCGCCGAGUGGCUGCUCGAGGACACCAUCCCGCUGCGCAACGUCAGCCUGCCGCGCGUGGGCGUCUGCGCCGACACGCAGAUCGACCUCUCCUAUCUGCACGACACCUCCUUCAUGCAGAAGAAGCAGAGGCUGACGCAGGUGUUACAAACGUUGUCCUCCGACGAGAGCCGCAAUAACCGCAACGGCGAGGGCGAUACCGGCAAGUCGGCCGGUCUUCUAGCGGUCCCGUCGUUCAGUACUCUCCAGUCUUUGCGCCGGAGCAUUAUGGAGAACGGCAACACGUGCCCGCUCACUCAGAAACAUCUCGUCCAACUCGACUGGGUGUCUAAGGAAGAUGGAUCGCACAUAUUGACGGUUGCCGUUGGUUCCCGCGUGCUUCUUUUCACACCAGUUUCUAGUGACUUGGCGCAAGCUAAUUUAAAGGCUAUGAAAGAAUCAAUAAAUAAUAACCGGCCAAUACUCCGGAAAGCGUCUUCGUUAGCUGCACCGUUAUUCGUUGAGGAAAUACGCUGGAUGCAGCUACGAAGAAUCCAAUUGAAGACGGCCGAUGGUUUGCCACCUUUACCAAUGCAGAUAUCUUGGGUCCGAGACGGAAUAUUAGUUGUUGGAAUGGACUCUGAAAUGCAUGUUUACUCGCAGUGGAAGCCCGAAACUCCUCAGAUUUCUUCUGGACAAGCAAUGAAUCAGGAACAAGAGGAAGGCGGUGAAUCGCGUGCACUCCGUGAUUCUGAUUUACGGAUAUCCGCACCGCACUUACAACGGGUGUCGUCUAUUAAUCUCCAGCUGUUAGAACGCGAUGCUAGAAGAAGAAACAAAACACAACCCGAUCAACCACAACCUCUUCUGGACUACAUGCCAGACUAUGGUUUAUUCGAAGCAUCACAAAUGGCUUGUCCGGUGUUACCACAGUAUCAUCCCAAGCAACUGAUGGAGCUACUUAAUAGCGGAAAAAUUCGAUGGGUCAAAGCCAUUCUCGCUCAUUUAGUCAGGUGUAUGGGUGGUACAUACACGAGUCGUAGUUCCCAAGGUGACGAGGAUAGUUUAUCUAGACAGCGCGGGUGGUCGCGGUCGCGCACGCUGUCCGUGUCGUUCGCCGCGGGCGCCGCCUCGCCGCUAGAUGGCGCCGCACAGAUAACCGAAGAUGUGCAGCUCGAUUAUGCAGAGCUGACAUCAGUACCGCCAUUACCUCUCUGGACCUUACUUGUCGCGGACAAGGAGUCCGCACAUCAUCCGUCCACUAUUCAAGAAGCUAAGGAUUAUAAUGAACUAUUUGAAGGAACUAUGGAAGUAGAAGAAGAUCUUGAUGCUCUUUUGCUAGGCGAGGACGAAGGCAUCGACCGUCGACCUUCGAUGCCGGAACGACAGCCCCUUUCACACUUUGGACCACGACAAGGACGCAUCCUCUCGCGGCUCCUAACUCAUACGCACCUCCCCGGAUUGAGCUCACUGGACCAGAUGCAUCUGCUCGCUCUAGCGGAUACGGUGUCUACAUGCGACGCGGACUUCGCAGAGCGGCUAACGAACAACGCGAGAGUAGAUGUGGCUCAGGGCGCCGGACAAGAGAUACUACCUGACUCAUUAGACGACUGCGGGCUGCGAUUCCUCCUCGCUAUGAAGCACUACGGCUACCUGCUGCGCUGCCUACCGCUGGCCCAGCGCGCCACGCUGCAGCGCACCGGCGUCGGCACCUGCAACCUCGUGUGGGCCUUCCACUCGGAGACGCACGAGCAACUGCUCGCUCUCGUGCCGGGUUACACCAAGGGGCAGCCGAAGUGGUCGACUAUGAGAGAAUUAGGCGUGGGCUGGUGGGUGCGCGGGGACUUGCUGCGAAUAUGUGUGGAGCGACUCGCGCGCGCCUCUUACAUGGCCAAGCAGGACCCCAUGGACGCCGCGCUCUACUACCUAGCCAUGAAGAAGAAAACGCUACUAUGGGGGCUGUUCCGCUCCAAUCGAGACGACAAAAUGACCUCGUUCUUUGCGAAUGACUUCGGUGAGGAUAGAUGGCGCAAAGCGGCGUUGAAAAACGCAUUCGUUUUACUGGGAAAGCAACGUUUUGAACAUGCGGCAGCAUUUUUCUUAUUGGGUGGAGCCUUGAAAGAUGCGUUGGAGGUACUCAUAACACGAUUAGGAGACCUACAACUGGCAAUGGUGGUCGCACGUCUAUAUGAAUCGGAUAACACUUUGCCCAGCAGCUUGAGGAAAUUACUAAUGGACGAGAUACUGGGCGGCGACACCGAGGAGGGCGACGUGGACCUGGAGCGCGCGCACCCCGACCCGUUCGUGCGCUCCAUGGCGCUGUGGGAGCUCAAGCGGCACGGCGAGGCGCUCGACACGCUGCUGAGCCCGGCCGGCCGCCUGCACGCCGCGCGCGACAACGAGCCCAUGCCCAGCGUCUUCAACUUCUACGUCUACCUGCGCACGCACCCGCGCCUCAAGCGCAACAACAUGCCCAGCCAGGGUGGCACCCUAGCCCUCCUCCAGCAGGAAGCGGAGGAAGGCAUAACGCGGCUAGAACGCCGCCUGUACUUCCAAACGGCGCACGGACAUUUUAAGGCGGGUUGUCCGGCGCUGGCUCUCGAGGUGCUCUCCAAGCUGCCGGCGCGAGUGCGAGAGGAGAAGGUCCGGCAGCCGCCCGUGUCUGCGCCCUCCGUGGACGACAGCGUCAUUCACACGGGACAGCUGGUUGAAGACACGAUUGUCAAAAAAGAAGAAGAUACUAUGGAUUGGGGUAAACCAGCCGUAGACGUAGACUGGGGCGCUCCAGUCGCAACUACUAAGACUGAUGAACUCGUUCUUAGUUGGGACGACGAUGAAGAAGAAAAGUCAGCCGGUUCGGGAGCGUCUACGCCACCAAUAGAAAUAAAAAUGAACAAGACAGAGGAACCCGCUGUAAAAGAAACUAUUGAUACGGAAAAAGAGGAAGAACCUCCCACAGUCGAUAUAAUGGCACAGCAGCUGAAGUUUGUCGCUUGCCUCAAGAUAUUGAUGGAGGAGCUUAGUACACUGGCGACCGGCUUCGAAGUUGACGGUGGUCACCUCCGCUACCAGCUGUACAUCUGGCUGGAGCGCGAGGUGGAGGCGCUGCACCGCCUGUGCGGGUACGUGUCCGCGCCCGGCGCCGCGGCGGGCGGGGAGCUCAUCUGCGCCGACGGGGAGUCGCUGCCGCUGCCGGACAAGCCCACCUUGCAUCAGCUGCUCAUCAGGGAGAAGGCGGACUUUGAGGCUAAGGUGCAGAGAGCGGUGCGACGCAAGAAGUGGUUGAAAGCCAACGAAACCCUUCUGCGCACUCUGCUAUCGUAUUGCUCGCUUCACGGCGCUGGAGGAGGCGGCCUGGCCUCUGUGCGCAUGGAACUGGUGUUGCUGCUGCAAGAACUGGGUCAAGACAAGCAGCACCAGCAGUUGCUCUCGCCGCUGCCUUUCCCCACUACGCUGCCACUGCUUGCCGCAGCUGUGGCCACGAACAACACCGUUGUUGCCGAUCCCGUCAGGCAUUUACAGGCCGUGGCGCACGACAUGCUGGGCACGAUCGGCGAGCUGGGCGUGCCGGGCGGCUCGGCGACGCGCAUCCUGCACACGCUGCGGGAGCUGGCGGUGGCGCUGUCCGCCUGCAUCUACCAGAGCCUCUGCGACUCCGACACCUUCAGCGUCAAGCACACGCAGCACUACGAUGGUAUGAUUGCCGAUACCCCCGGUACUACUAACCUACUUGUCAGACCGCGGCGAUAUUCUACUGAAGAUCUUACAGUUACAACGCCUCCUAACAAAUGGCCAGGUGUGUCAGCCCUACGUGGGCUAGCUCUUCGCGCUGCAGAGGAGGAAGAGGCUCCCAGACUUCCAGUCCUUCUAGCGGAAGCUUUCUGUGCAGUCUACUUAGCCCUGCUAGGGUGGGCCUUAGCGGCUAGAGACGCGCACUUACUGUACAGAUUAGCGGCUCAUACUGCAGAUAAUAAGGCUCAUGCGAAGCUCUUCGGUGGAGGCGUUAGAAGACUGCUGACUACAGCACCUGCUCAGCCACAGCCGAAACUAGUUGAGCGAACCGAAGGCACCUCGGUUUGGUCAUCCCUGCGGGAAAAGAGAGCUCUGUUGCACAUGCGACUGUUAGGUUUGGGACCUACCGCGCCACAUAAGAACAUUCAAGAAGGUCGGCCUACAUACAGGGAACAGUUUGUUCCACCACUAUGCAGCAUACUGACUUUCCUACUCACAAAGCCUACUGCUGAACAAGACCCUGAAAACAAUGAUUACGAUUCAGCCGAAUCAGGAGCCGAAGAUGCAGAUGAAAGUGGAAGCGAACCAGACGACGAUGAUAUCUUCGACACCUCUAAUACAAAAACUGAGAAGCGUCGCAAGGGCCCGAACACGGAACACUGCGAUGCGGACUCGUACUCGUGGUACGUGAUGCGCGUCGCCGUGCUGCGACUCGCGCAGCACAAGCUGCAGAACUUCCUGCAGCUCUGCGGGAUCGAGAUGUCUGAAUUGGCAACAACUAGUCCCACUGUGCACGGGGCGCUCCGUCGCGUAGAGCAGUGGCAGCAACAACUCACUGAGACGCUGGAGUCGCGCGCCGCCCCGCCCAACUACAUCCCGGGCUGCUUCCCCGACCAGCAGACGUCUGGUCCGCCCAUCAACAAAUACAGAUGCCUCUUGGAAAAACAUAAUACGCCAUUUAAUACGGCGUUGUUUAGUACGGCACCGGCCCAACGACUAUGGAACUUCUUAGUUCGACAAGAACAAGUCCAAGAGGUGUUCAUCCGCGCGGUGUUCUCGCGGCGGCGCGCGGCGGGCGCGGCGCGCGCGGCGCCGGCGCGCGCGGACGACGAGCACGGGCCCGUGCGCAUCAUACACAAGGAGCAGGACUCCAUCGCCGCCUUCUGUCUCAACCGCGUAGGCGGUGGCCUCCUUGCAGUCGCUACGGCUCGAGAAGUUCAGGAGAUGGACGUUUCCUUGCUACUGAAAGGUGGCGCCUGCUGGGCGGAGGAUGAGUGUGAAGUGGAUCUUUUAGCUCUCUCCUCAGAUCCUGCGUCGUUGCCGGACACCGGCUUCCUGCUUAUACAACAUCAAGAUAAAAAUAACGGCAGUUCUGUACCUGGUACUGGUAACAGUUCGCCACUCAACCCCAACGCACCACAAGCUCCCGUGGGCAUGGCCAGCCAGACCGGAAGAGGUGCUAGCGUGCACGAGCGAAGGGCAAGCCAAUCAAAGCCAACUGGUCACGAAGCGUACGUUGUCACAGUACUAAAACACAAAAUUGACAAUAUUAAGCGAAUGGCAGCACAUCCUUCCCAACCAUUAUACCUGACGGGUGGUGCGGACGGCUCGGUCCAACUGUGGGAGUGGGGCCACCCGUCGUGCGUGUGGUCGCCCCGCGCGCCGGGCGCCUUCGCUAAGGUGACGCGCGUGCGCUUCUCCGACUACGGCAACAAGUUUGCCGCGUCGGACGCGGACGGCAACCUGGCGCUGUGGCAGCUGCACCCGUCCGCGUCCGCGUCCGUCGCCGCCGGCGUCGCCAACCAGGCGCACGCCUCGCCCCGACCAUUCUUUACCCACCAGUGUCACAGUAAAGGAAUAAGCGACUUCGUUUUCCUAGGUUCCUGUAGUUUAGUCGCGACAGCGGGCCACAGCUCCGAGAGUAAGAACGUGGCCAUUUGGGAUACGUUGAUGCCGAUCAAAAAAGCUUUAGUAGUUUCGUGGACGUGCCACGAGGGCGGCGCGGCGUGCGUGGCGUGGGCGGGGCAGGCGGGCGCGCUGGUGUCGUGCGGGCGGCGCGGCGACGUGCUGGUGUGGGACCUGCGCGCGCGCGUGCCGCGCCACAAGCUCAACGCGCACCACGCGCCCAUCAAGUGCGUGGCGCUGUCGCCGCGCGAGGACUACUACGCCAUCGGCGCCGCCGACGGCGACAUCAAGGUGUUCUCGCUAGCGACGCAUCAGCUACUGCACACAUUCGCGGGUGAACAUGCGAGGAGCUCGUUCUUCAAGCACAUCGGCCAAGGCGUAACGCAAAUACAUAUAGAUGGAGCGGGACGGCUGUUCUCGUGCGGCGCGGACGGCACCAUGAAGGUGCGCAAGCUGCCCGAGCGCGACGCGCCGCACCACGCGCACCACCCGCACUACCCGCACUACUCAUAGAGUGGAGUUUAAGAUCCGAUUUAUCGAGGAGCCGCGGUCCGAGUCCCGAUAUGAUGUGUUUGUUCUUCGCUGUUCAUAUCGCGCGAUGAUUAUACGCCGUUAGACUAGUCACUGAGUAGGCGAUGUUGUAUCUUAUAGCGUAAUACAAAUGUUUAUGAAUCUUUAGUUGUAUCUAGUACGAAAUAUUCGCUAUUUUUAUCUUAAGCUCGUCCUAGAUGAGAUAAACGAUGGUGGGAAGUCAAGUCUUCGAGUGCAAUAACUCUUUGCAAACUUAUGAAUACGACCGCAGUCGGAGCCUUUACCUUGUUAACGAUACUGAGAUAUUUAGCUUGUACGAGUGCACAUACUCUUAUACUUGUAACUUGUUGACGCAUAAUAAAAUAUAUACUUCUAUUUACCGUACGUUUGUUGUCGUGGCUUGAUAUGUGUAAUGUUUAAAUAUAUUUAUCUAUAUACUCGCAUUGUCCGUUCGCGACGUACGUCCUACGAACAUUUCGAAACAUUCAUUGUAAUCUAUAACAUUUAAUAAAAAAAUAAUAUUCUUCAAUUCGCACAUCCUAUAUUAGUAGGUAUAAGUGUUUAUAUUUAUUUAUAUGAAUGUGAUGUUUUUGAAAUUACACGUCCACAUUGAUUUCUAAAGCAAUACGUUCUCUAAAAUCAUAAAAAAUUAAGCAAUAAAAAUAAUAUACAUAACAUUACGCUCUGACGAACAGUAUUAUUGAUCACAGAAUGAUAGGUGGCUGCGAUAUUAUUUUUUAAAACUAUUUUUACACAAAUGCCACGAACGGUACAUGUAUGUGUGUGUAUAUUGUGAUAUAAUCUGGCAUAAGACGUCAGACCGGCAUUUUAUUCCAGUAAAUUACAAAAUUAUUUUUAUUUACUAAUUAUUUGGUUAUAAUAAAGACGUAUAUAUCACUUAUUUUUAUAACUUCAUUAAACCUUAGUUUUUUAUUUAAUUUUUUAUAAGGUUUUAUAAAACUAAUCGUAUGUAUGCUCCCAAUUACGGUAUUUUUAACUUCAGCAUUUUUUUCUUUUAUUAAUUUAUUAUUAACAUAUGUAUUAGGCACUAUAUCGUUUACUUUAGCACCCUCUAAUAAAAAAAAUUUAAAGUCAUAAAAGACGCAUACUAUAUUUUCAAUUUAAAUAUACGUACCUACUACACUCUUAGACAGUUAUGUUGUUUUUAUCGGUUAACUAAUUGUAAUGUUUUAGGUUAAUAUUAUUUAAUCACCAAAGUUAUGUACAGCAUGUAUUAUUGAAAUUAAAUUUAAAUGAGUUACCAAAAUUUUAGAUCAUGUUUUUUGAAAUUUGCACAAUUAUUACAUAGACAAUAGCUUAAAUAAAAAUUAAACAAAAAAAACAUAAAACACUCGUUUCAAUUCAUGUCAAAUAAUUAAAUUAAGAUCAAUUCCUAAUCGUGUUCAAUCUUGCAAGUAAACUUUCUUUGUAUAAAGCUUACGAUACAAGAAAAAUAGAGCGAUUCUAUAUCCACUUUUAAUUUAACGUUUAUUCAACAACAAAACAUACCUUGCUACCUUCAACUUCUAUUUUUUCAGUGUGCAGUAUUUGAAUUAUAUUAUUAGUGUUACAAUCUUAUGGGUGAUCAAGUUUGUAAAAAAUAAAUUCCAAUAUAAAAGGUUUAAUUUUAAUUGUGAUUUACUUGAAUUAUACAUAAAUGGAAAUUGUGUAAAAUGUAAAUAUCUAAUUGUAUGUAUUGUUUAUAUAUUAAAAAUUAGUUCAAUUAAUUUGAUUGAUACGAGUUCGAUUUUAAUAAAGGAAAAUAGUAUUCAUUCUCAUCGUGACGAUUUAUGUAUAUACAUUAUAAAAAUCCUAUAUAAUAUGAAUAUAUUUUUAAAUCAAUUUAUUGAUUACAGUUCGUGCGAGUUUCAAAAAGUAUCGAAUUUUGUUUUAUCAGUAAUAAAAUUUCACUAAAUUGUUAAAAAAUACAUAUUUACUACAAUAUUGACGACGUAUGUUUUUACGAAUACCUCUUAGAUCAAUUUUGAAGAAUUAUCGACGUGUAAUAAAUUCACGUUACAUAAGUGUCAAAAUAAUUGAAUUAUAGACAAAUGAUAAUAUUAAAUGCUUAUUUUGUUUUAUUAAUGAAAGAACGUUUAAAAUAAAGUU
Molecule: messenger RNA, 11843 nt
Organism: Nymphalis io (European peacock)
Lineage: Eukaryota; Metazoa; Arthropoda; Insecta; Lepidoptera; Nymphalidae
Gene: Rbcn-3A
Product: dmX-like protein 2
Exons: 62
Coding region: 171-9716 (3181 amino acids)
Biological process (GO): vacuolar acidification
Cellular component (GO): RAVE complex
Molecular function (GO): protein binding
Source: RefSeq, a predicted model, not a curated record